UUCUGAAAAUUCAGACUUGAGAUCUGAACUCAAUCCAACUCAUCUCGGCGUCGACCUAUAUAACACCCCCACGCAACGCGCAGCCGCGCAGCGCCCCAACAACAUUCCACACUCUUCCUUCCUUCCUUCCUUGUCAGCGUCGCUGCGCCGCGGCCCGCGGCCGCGCCGCGCCGCUCGUGGUGGAAUCCGCUCCACUCCCCAAUGGCGCCCGCGGCGGCGAAGGCGUCGGAUCUGUACCGUGAGGAGACCGACCGCGACGACGACGACGACGACGUCGGCCUCGCCGUCAUCCUCCCCGACGCCUGGGAGCUCCCCAGGCGCCGCGUCCUGCGCAACGUCUUCCGCCGCCUCCCGCGCAACCCGGACUUCGACGGCGCCACCUUCCUCUCCAAGCCAUGGCUCGCGCUCGCCGUGGACGGGCACAACGUCGUCGCCGAGCCGCAGCGGCUCAUGCCGGGGCUGCUGCUUCCGGAGGAGAUGGCGCUCGACCCGGCCUCCCGCGCCUUCCUCAGCCUCGCCGACGGGCGCUUCCACGACAUCGCCUUCCCCCACGCCCGCGGCGCGCGCUGCGUCGGGAGCUCCCGCGGAUGGCUCGUGAUGCUCCGGGAGGGCCCCGAGGGAGUCGUCGGCGCCGCGGCCACCGCAACUGUACAUGUCAUCCACCCGCUGCUUCCGCACCUCGAGUUCCGCCUCCCCGACGAGUUCUCCCUCUUCGAGAUCCAUGCCGCCGCGGACUUGGAGGAGCACGUCGUGCGGUUGCCACUAUCGAAGGAGGCGCGCCUCCGUGCCGGCCUCCCCCUGGCUGAGAGGCUGCAGCGCGUGUACAAGCCCGACGAGAAGAACUACCCCUACAUCACCAUGGUCGCGCUCUCGUGCAGCCCCGCCGGCUCCGACGACGACGACUGCGUCGCGCUCUGCGUCUACCUCUGCGGCCGCUGCCUCGCCAUCGCGCGCCCCGGGGACGCGUCGUGGGCGCGCGUCGAGGUGGGCUGGGAGUACAUGGAGCCGACAGAGUACAACCGCAAGUUCGUGAGCGUGGUCCACCUCAACGGCAGCUUCUACGCGGCGUGCUACGACGGCACGGUGCUGCGCGUCACCAUCCCGCCGGCGGGCAGCAGCAGCAGCAGCGCGUCGACCCCUCCUCGGGUGGAGAAGUUCGCGGACAGGCCUUACAGAUCGAAGUGGUCCAUGUGGAGAUCGCGGUGGUGGCUCGCCGACGACGGCGCAGGCUCUCUGGUGUUCAUCGGGACUGAGCGCUGCCUGAAUCCCUCGGACGACGAAAGGUACCUCUCCGUGUUCCGGUGGGACGCCGAGCUGCGGUUCUGGCGCCGGCCCAAGAGCUUCGGCGGCCGCGCGCUGUUCCUCAGCGCCGGCACGGCGUUCUUCGCCGACGCGAGGAUCCUGCCGUGGUGCGCCGGCGACUGCAUCUACUUCACCGACGACGAGAGCGUGGUCACCGGGGAGAACGUCACCGUGAGAUGCUACGACAUGCGCAGCCGGAAGCUCUACUUCGUGGAAGACGCUGGGGCCAAGGUGGCGCUGGCCCCACCUGUCUGGGUCAUGCCGUUCCAUGAAUAGUACUGUACAGAGACAUUCAUCCAAUGAUCCAAGCAGGUAAAUCAUUGAUGUGUAGGACUUUGAUUAGCAUUUGUUGCUAGGUGAUUUCUUCAUGUGAAUUCUAUCUGUGAGUAAAUUUCAUGCGAAUUA
Oryza sativa Japonica Group (Japanese rice) is the source of this 1707-nucleotide messenger RNA. The record is from RefSeq and is a predicted model, not a curated record. Lineage: Eukaryota; Viridiplantae; Streptophyta; Magnoliopsida; Poales; Poaceae.